Molecule: messenger RNA, 1409 nt
Organism: Mus pahari (shrew mouse)
Lineage: Eukaryota; Metazoa; Chordata; Mammalia; Rodentia; Muridae
Gene: Dleu7
Product: deleted in lymphocytic leukemia 7
Exons: 2
Coding region: 110-739 (209 amino acids)
Source: RefSeq, a predicted model, not a curated record
GCAGGGAAAAGCCUAGAGUUAGAAAAAAUGUGACCCCGCGACCUCGAACGCCGCCAGGCUCCUUUGCCUGCGCUCCACCUGCUCCUCAGCGCCCAGCUGCUAGCCGGCCAUGGCCAGCCCUGCGCCGUUAGUGGCUUCCAUCAGCCACCAAAUGGUGGCUCUGCAGACCCUGCAGCUACUACAGCAGGAGUGGGGAUGGGGUGACGGUCCUAGCGCCCCAGGGAGCCCGCGCGGCCCGGACCACGUGCCCAUCGCCCAGGCUCGUCGCUCAGGCCAGCUGCGGACCCGGAGGGGGCUGGGACGCGGGAGCACCGGAGCCCGGGGUUCCCCCGAGGCAGGCGGGCUGCGGGGCGCAGAAGGGGGCGCCGAGCUGCUGCCCUUCCCCCGGGACCGCGGGCCCUGUACCUUGGCGCGGAUGGCGAUGCGUAGCGCUCUGGCUCGCGUAGUGGACUCGACCUCGGAGCUGGUCAGCGUAGAGCAGACGCUCCUUGGGCCUCUCCAGCAGGAGCGGCCCUUCCCGGUCCACCUGAAGGAUAGCGUGGAAUUUAGAAACAUCUGCAGUCACUUGGCUCUACAGAUUGAAGGACAGCAGUUUGACAGAGACUUGAAUGCCGCUCACCAGUGUCUGAAAACCAUAGUGAAGAAGCUGAUCCAGUCACUUGCUAAUCUUCCAUCAGAUGCCCACGUGGUUGCCUGUGCUUCCUUGAGACAGAUCUUACAGAAUCUCCCAGAUGUAUGAGCACAAGAGGCAGCCAGACUACAGCUGGCCCUGCCAAGAAAACAGAAUCCUUCACCUUCUAAACAAUCAGCAGCGGUGGGUGUUUAUGUGGCCAAAAGAACUCGAUAGUUCAUGUCUAUGUCUGACCAAGAGCACCUGUAGCCUACAGCAUGAUAGCAUGUAGUAUGUAUAUUUUUAAAGUAGUAGUGUAUAUUUUUAAAGUAUAUUGACUUAUUGCUGACUUUCUGAAGUAUACUUCUUUGGGGAGCUAAUUGGACUAUAUAUAUGUAUAUAUUUAUUAGCCAUCUUAAGCCUUGGUUUUGAAUGAAUGAUAUUUAAAUCUAUAUUUGUAUUACUGUCAGCUAUAAGGCUUAAUAGGGACAUGUAUAGUAGAAAGAUUACAGAUCUUCAUGUGAUUUUGAGUAAACGGGACAUUUAGUAACGGACAUAAUCUGUUUACUGGGCACUUCAUUGUAGACAGUGACAGUGAUCUUUAGUUGUAGAACUAUGGGUGUCAGUCAUUGUGAGUCCAGCUCUGUCAUUAGUAAUUGACCACUGGGCAGGAAGAGCUGCUUCUAAACCUUGUAUUAUCACAUACUGCUCUGUACAUUUAAAAUGCUAAUGAUCUAUGGGGUACCAGCAUAUGUAAUAUGUAAGUACAAGUACAUGCUAUUAAAGUCUCAAUGUGGAA